Molecule: messenger RNA, 414 nt
Organism: Rhizoctonia solani
Lineage: Eukaryota; Fungi; Basidiomycota; Agaricomycetes; Cantharellales; Ceratobasidiaceae
Exons: 3
Coding region: 1-414 (137 amino acids)
Source: RefSeq, a predicted model, not a curated record
AUGUCCAGUAGACGUAUUACCACUCUACGCGACCAACGCGCAAGUCGCUCGCCUCGAUACUCAAAGUUACAAAAACCCAUCUACAUUACUCAACCCAAGACCCUGAUACCAUUGCUGGAGAAUGCUGAUUUUGAAAGGCUCCCUUGGUAUUAUCAAGCCCGAACUCUAGAGGAAUCGUACAUUGGUAGAGAAACUCCGUUUGUCUGGAACUAUCUGCGGGCAGAUUCCAAACAACAACAUGACCAGGAAGAGAGUCUAUGCGCAUGUACAGUGCAUUGCCAUCCGACGCCUGUAGUUGCAAAAGCAAAGCUCAGACAUAAGGGAAAAAAGGUUGUCUUUGUUGUCAAGCUAAAAGACAUACCCGAGCCACAAGGACGACCGUCCGCGACUCUGAGCCUUUUACUCUUAAAAUAA